This is a messenger RNA of Sordaria macrospora k-hell, 1083 nucleotides long. RefSeq lists its product as uncharacterized. The record is from RefSeq and is a predicted model, not a curated record. Gene Ontology annotation, molecular function: 2-oxoglutarate-dependent dioxygenase activity. NCBI's taxonomy places the organism in Eukaryota, Fungi, Ascomycota, Sordariomycetes, Sordariales, Sordariaceae.
AUGACCACCACCACCACCACCACCCAACUCGACUUCUCCCUCUUCCACAGCUCCAACCCAGCAGUCCGCGCUGCCUUUUGCAAGAAACUGGUAUCCCAGCUCCAACAAAAUGGUUUCGCGAGAUUAACCAACCACGGCGUUCCUGCGUCGGAAAUCGACAAGGCUUUUGAGACUUCCAGACACUUCUUCCACCUCCCCCUCCCCCUCAAACUCCUCUCCCCGCACCCUCCCACCGUCCAUCCACACCGUGGCUACUCCGCCUUUGGGAUCGAGAACGUUUCCGCCGCUUCUGCAACCCUCCUCUCUUCCUCCCCGACAGCAGUCCCGAAACUUCUAAAAGACAUGAAAGAAUCCUACGACAUCGGAUCCCCCUCCGACCCGCUUUACGGCAACAUCUGGCCUCCCCCCGCCCAGGUGUCGUACGGUGAUGAGUUCAGAAAAGCGAUGGAGGGGUUUUUUGGUGUUUGUUAUAAUGCGGAACUGGAUGUUUUGGAGGCUAUUUCUUUGGGGUUGGGACUCAGACAAGAAGGGGGCUUGAAAGGAUUGCAUAGAGAUGGAACGAAUGAGUUACGGUUGACGCAUUAUCCUGCUGUUAGGGUGGGGGAGUUUGGGUGUGCGUCUGAGGGGAACGGGAAAGGGGAGACGGGGAAAGGGAAUAAGGAAGCAAAAACGAGGAUAGCGGCUCAUACGGAUUUUGGGAGCGUGACGUUGUUAUUUCAGGAUAGUGUUGGGGGACUUCAAGCAGCAAUCCCCCCGAAAUCUUCCAACUUCAUCGAGAUCGAAUCAGGAAACCCGCACGAGAUCAUCCUUUUGGUAGGUGACUCCCUCGAGAAGUUGACGGGUUUGCCGGCUUGUAGACAUCGGGUGCAUUUACCUGAUGCGCUGAAGACCGAAGGAGAAGAAGAAGAAGAAGAAGAAGAGGAAGAGGGUGAAGUAGAGGCAAGGUUCAGCAUUGCGUACUUUGGCAAGCCGGACAGGGAGGCGAGUUUGAGGCCGUUGGUAGAAGGGUUGGUCAGGGAAGGGGUGGAGAAGUACAUGACGGCGGGGGAGUUUCAGGAGAUGAGGAUUCAGGGGACUUAUUAG